Messenger RNA from Acipenser ruthenus (sterlet), 1490 nucleotides. RefSeq names its product ferritin, heavy subunit-like. Gene Ontology annotation, cellular component: cytoplasm. Gene Ontology annotation, biological process: iron ion transport; intracellular iron ion homeostasis. The coding region runs from base 206 to 814 and encodes 202 amino acids. Lineage: Eukaryota; Metazoa; Chordata; Actinopteri; Acipenseriformes; Acipenseridae. The transcript has 3 exons. Gene Ontology annotation, molecular function: ferrous iron binding; ferric iron binding. The record is from RefSeq and is a predicted model, not a curated record.
UACCAGCCUUACUGUCAGUUUGACAUAUUUUUUUCUGCUAAGGAGAAUAUAGGCUUAAACAACAAAAACAAGCACACAAAAAAUGCAUUUUUAUUAAACAGGCUACGUUCAACAGUGAUAAGUAGUACUUGCCGGUUUGCAGCUCAAUAGUUUCUAGCAUACCUUAUUUUCUCACUUUUUGUUACUUGUUUUGCACGACUAUAAAAUGGCAGAACCCAGCAGCAAAAAGCUAAAAACGUGCUUGCCUACCUGCACUAACCAUCAUGAGUUGAUUGGGACCAGAGUGAAGCAGAACUUUCCCUUGAUUGUUGAAGAAAGUCUGUGUGGAGCCGUAACGGUUCGGAUGGAGCUCUCUUACCGACUUCAAGCGCUGGCGGAAAUAUUUGAGCAGGACCGUGUUGCUUUGCCGAGAGUCGCUGGCUACUUUCACCAUGAAGCUGAAGAAGAGCUGGAGACUGCGGAGGCGAUGAUGGGUUACCUGCGAGAGCGAGGAGGACAGUACUGCAACAAAGACAUUCAGAGACCUGGUUGCGAGCAGGUGUGCAAUAUCAUUCAGGCCCUGGAAUUAACCUUGGCUCAGUGGAAGAAAGUCUCAGGGUACAUGGAGGAGCUGUUUGUGCUCAGCAAGGAAAACAGAGACCAUCACACCGCCAGCAUGGUCAAGAAACGGUUUGUCACUCGCAUUGUCAGGAAGAUCGAAGUGGUGGGGAAUGUCCUGACCAAUGCCCGGCGCUUGGGCUGCACCCACGAGGGAGCAAGUGGCUUUGGGGAGUACCUGAUUGACCAACUCCAGGAAGAACUGGGCAAGAACUAAACACCCCUCCUUUAACCUAUUCCUUCAAAUGCUCCCACAUCAAUUCACUGUGGAAAUGUAGGUCAUUAACUAACCAGCGUGGCUUUUAAUAGGGCCAGUUAAGACAGUCCUACAGUAAAAAUACAGAGAGCCAGGAGAUCCAAACACUGCCUAUCCUCUGUUAUUAUUAUUAUUAUUAUUAUUUGUUUAUUUAGCAGACACCUUUAUCCAAGGUGACUUACAGAGACUAGGGUGUGUGAACUAUGCAUCAGCUACAGAGUCACUUACAAUUACGUCUCACCCGAAAGACGGAGCACAAGGAGGUUAAGUGACUUGCUCAGGGUCACAAAAUGAGUCAGUGGCUGAGGUGGGAUUUGAACCGGGGACCUCCUGGUUACAAGCCCUUUUCAUUAACCACUGGACCAUACCGACUCCUCUCCAGCUGUACAGGAUUUUGAGGAUCAGCAACACUGCUUUAUUAAAAAAAAAUACAUGCAACUUCAUAGAAAAUGACUUCAGCUGCAUGGGUAUUUUUUUAAAUGGGGGAAAAAAUCAUAUUGUGCUCCUUAGUUAUUCAAAAUUCUAUAAUUUGGUUAAUUUGUCAUUUCCAUGUUGACAGUAAAUGUUACUGUAGGUAGGGUACUAUAUUUGACUGUAUGCAAUAUCACCAGCCCAUUUUCUCUCUACAGUGUUGAUG